Molecule: messenger RNA, 1902 nt
Organism: Terrapene triunguis (Three-toed box turtle)
Lineage: Eukaryota; Metazoa; Chordata; Testudines; Emydidae
Product: acetylcholinesterase-like
Exons: 4
Coding region: 118-1809 (563 amino acids)
Biological process (GO): choline metabolic process; acetylcholine catabolic process
Cellular component (GO): plasma membrane
Molecular function (GO): acetylcholinesterase activity
Source: RefSeq, a predicted model, not a curated record
GUGCUCUCAGCGCCAGAGACGAGAGCCGCUUGGCUCCAGCAUCAGCAGAUCCCCCGCUCGUGCUGAGCUGGGAUCUGCAGUAGGAGCCACAGAGCCGUGCCUGCAGCAGCUGCCGUGAUGCUGGGACUCCUCCCUGCGCUCCCUUGCCUGCUCCUCCUUUCCCUGCCGGGCUUCAGCUCUGGCUCCGAUGACGACGGCACCGUGGUGCUCACCACCAGCGGCCCCAUCCGGGGCAAGCGCCUCCCGGCCGGCUCCAGCACAGUGACAGCCUUCCUGGGCAUCCCCUAUGCCGAGCCCCCCAUGGGGGCCUUACGCUUCCAGAAACCACUUCCCCACCAGCCCUGGAGCCACGUCCUGGAGACCACCAGCUUUGGCAACGCCUGCCACCAGCCGCUGCUUACUGGUUACCCCGAUGCCUAUAUGUGGACACCCAAAACGCUGCAGUCCGAGGACUGCCUUUUCCUCAACGUCUGGGUGCCCCAUCCCCGGCCCCCCACGCCGGCCCCCGUCCUCGUCUGGAUCCACGGCGGCGGGUUCUUCGUAGGUGCAGCCUCCUUGGAGCUCCAAGAUGGGCGCUUCUUAGCCGCCACCGAGAACGUGAUCGUGGCCUCCAUGAACUACCGCCUGGGGGCGCUGGGCUUCCUGUCCCUGCCCCCGGCCGCCCCGGGGAACGCCGGCCUGUGGGACCAGCGCCUGGCGCUGCGCUGGCUGCGGGACAACGUGGCCGCCUUCAGUGGGGACCCAGCUCAUUUGAUGCUCUUCGGCCAGAGCGCUGGGGCCGCCUCGGUCGGCUUCCACCUCCUGUCCCCGGGGAGCCGGCCCCUCUUCACCCGCGCCGCGCUGCAGAGUGGUGCCACCACCGCUCCCUUGGCCUGGUUUAGCCCAGAAACGGCCAAGGAGAUAGGUCGGGCACUGGGCCGUGACCUGGACUGCACCGAUUUCAAUGACACCGCCCUGGUGGGCUGCCUGCAGGGGAAGGAGCCGGGAGACUUUGGGAAACGCAUUAUGUCCAUGCCUGGGUCCGUGCCGACCGUAGACGGGGAUUUCCUCCCCGAUGAGCCACUGAGACUCCUGGAGGCUGGGCACAGCCAGCCUAUACCCCUCCUGGCUGGUGUCACGGCCAACGAAGGCUCCUACCUAAUCAUCAGUGCCCUUAACUUCACCAGGGUGAACGCCAGCCACAUGAGCUGGGAGGAGCUACUGGAGGUGCUGAGGGUGACAAUGCCGGGGCUGCCAUGGGAGGGCGUCCAGGCGGCAGCAGAGCGGUACAACCAGAAGGGGCAGGGCUCGGCGUGGUACCACCGCACCAUGGCUCACAUCAUCAGUGACUAUCAUGUGGUGUGCCCCAUAGCCAAGACGGCUGGGCAGAUGGCAGAGGCCGGCGGUCCCGUGUACGCCUACACCUUCACCCACCGCCCCAGUGGCUUGUCUUCCCCCAAGUGGAUGGGGGUGCCACAUGGCUCCGAGGUGCCCUACCUGUUCGGGACCCUGGCGUCCGUGGGGGGAGCCAAUCACACGCACACGGAGGCCGAGGUGGCGCUGAGCCGCAGAGUGAUGCGCUACUGGGCAGAGUUCGCCAGAAGUGGGAACCCCACAGGGGCAGGAGGCAGCGGGCAGCAGUGGCCUCGUUACAAUGCCACAGAGAAGAAUUUUUUCCGUGUCGGAACGGAGCCGCCCCAGGUGGAGGGGACGUCGCCCGCCCGGCGCUGUGGCAUCUUGACACCAUUGGUCCCAGACUAUCAGCGGUUCAAGGCCCAGCCCAAAGGAACUGCUGAACCAGCAGGGGAGACAGAACGUCUGGAGGACUGAGCACCAUGGAGAAACACAGGAUCUUCAGCAGGAAAAGCCCAGACCCCCUCCGCCAUCUCAGCUAUGGGAGUUAGGCCCAGAUUCUCAUGGGUA